AUGAGCUCGAACCCUCCUCAGUCGGGCAAUCAAGGACAAAGCACCGCUACUCCCGCCGCUUCGACCCAGCCCGCAUCCUCUACCCCCCUGGCUGCCACCCAGGCGCCAGCCAGAUCUUACGCCAACGCAACUAAGAAGUCCGCGACGGACUCUACCGCCGCACCCGUCACCGUGGGCGGUUCAGCGCAACAUGGGCAGUCGAGCUCCGUAUCUGUGAACGGCAAACCCAUGCAAAAUCAAUCUCAGCAGGCGGCCUCUUCUGGCGUGACUAUUGUCAAUGGAGCUCCCUCUGCUUCGGCCGCUUCCUCCGACCACUCUCGCAAACCAUCUGUGACGAUCACCUCGAGCGGUACCUCCGGCUACAUGCCCAACGGCGGUGGCCCGGCCAGUCGGCCCAACAGUCUUCAGUUCGGAUUCCAGCAGAGUUCUCCCAACAUGGGUGCUCCUGCUGUGCCUGCCUCCAACCAGGCCCAGGCUGGACUUGGUGCCCCUUCGACCAACCCCCGCGUGACGUCUCCUCAGACUUCUCCUUCGCCUAUCCCCCAGCCCGCGUCCAGCGGCGGCCGUCCCCCUCCAUCGACUUACCAGGCGCAGGGAAAUGUGCCGAACUUCGGUAGCUUUGGAGAAUCCGUUGAUGCCAAUAUGCGCUCGAUUCAGGCUUCUCUUGCACACGGUGCCCAGCACUUGCGUCGCGAGUCCUCGCAAUCCACCCACAGCGAUAUGAGUAACCACAUGGGCAACGGCCCCGGACGCUCAGGCUACCAGGGUGGUCGCGGUCGCGGAUACUCUCAGCCCGGCUACCAGGGACAGCAGAUGCCCUACUCUCCUAACCCCGGUUUCCGACAGACCCCCAACCAGCCGCGAGGCGGUCCUAACAUGGGUCCCCAGUUCCAGAAUCAGGGCCGUCCUUUGGCCCCCUACCCGAACUCGCCUCACCAAGCCAACCGCAGCCCUGCGCUGGCCAACGUGAACCCUACCACCCCUCAGAUGAACCAAGUUCCGAUGGCACACCCCCAGAUGCCUCAGCAACCUUACGGUUACGGUCAACACAUGGGCCCCCAAGCUGUGAGAUCCCCCCCUUCUCGUUCUUCCCAGGAUUCGUGGCGUCGUCCCCAAAGGAACCUUAGCAGCUCUUGGAGGCGCAAAGACAACCCUCCAUGCUCACCCGAGUACCCCGUGGAUCUUGCGCCAGAAAGUGGCCAUUUCGAACAGAUUCUAACAAUGGUUAAAUUUCAACAGUCAUUCCCCAACGCAUACGAUCCCAACUACGCUGGUUAUUACAACCCGAAUGGUGGUUACUACAUGGGACCACCGUCGCCCCAGCCGCGUGCUGCUGGCAUGCCCUACAACCCUCAGUACAUGGGGCAGCAAUUCCCCAACCCCAUGCCUCAGGCGACCCCACUCUCGCGUACCCCCUCUCAGGUAUCUACUGAUCGUCCAGGUUCGAGCCUCGGCCACGGACCGGCACCCACUGGUCCUGCUGCCCCCAGCCACACCCACACUGGCAGCCGCGCAUCCAACAGCCCCGCUCCCAAGCCUCACUUCAUCAUUCCUUCAGCCAAGAAGAGCCCGAUUAUCAUCAAGGAUCCUAACAGCGGCUCAGUCAAGACCUUCGAAAAGAACCCCGCGUCCCCUGCUCGGGCCACCCCUUCUCCUGUGAAAUUUACUCCUCCUCCCACAUCCACUCCUCCCCCUCGCACUGCCAGCGCGUCUGAGCACACUCGCACCGAGAGCAAGGCGAACGCCACGAAGACCGACGAGGAGAAGAAGCAGGAAUUGAAGGACGCUGUUCGCCUGAAGAUCCAGCAGGACGAGGCUGCUCAGAAGCAGCGUCUGGCUGAUGAGGCCUCCCGCAAGACCACUGAAGCCGCGUCGACCGAUGCCAAGAAGGAUGAUACUGAGGCUGCCCGGGCUGCAAUUGAAGAUCUCAGCAUCAAGGAUAAGGCCGCUCCUGCCGAGGAGCCCAAGAAGGUGGAGGCUGCUGAAGAAUCCAAGGAGGCUGCUACCCCUGCUGAAGAGCCCAAGAAGGCUCCAGCUCCGGCUCCCGCCCCCGUGGAUGACGAUGAGAUUGACUUUGAUGCCAUCGAGCGUGAAAUGGCCGAGAUUGAAGCCAAGGAGCGCGCCGCUGAGGAAGACUACAACCGCGCAAAGCAGGCUAAGAAGGAAGAAGCUGAGCGCAAGGAGCGCGAGGAACUGGAGAACUACGAGGCGAACAUGAAGAAGGCCGAGGCUGAGGCCGAGGCCCGCGAGAUUGCCCGCGAGAAGGCUCGUGCCGGUGGUGAAGCGGUCCAGGACGAUAGCAAGGACGCGUUUGCCGCGCUCAAGAAGGGUGGAUACGGUGCCACUGAGUCUUCCACUCCUGGUGACAGCGGUGCCGCUACUCCUGUUUCGUCUGACAUGGGCCCGCCAGCCAAGCCUGCCAGUGCUAUUCCCAAGAAGCCCGCUGGCCUCAAGCUUGAUACCCCCAAGCCCACGGAGCCCCAGCAAGCCACCGCAGGCAUGAAGUCUUUGCAGAAUGCGAAGUUCUUGGAAGACCUCACCAAGGUCACUUACCCCGCCUCCAUCACCCCUCCCGAGGCCACUAUGAACGCUGCUGCGCCCGAAGGCCGCAAGUUCCACUACGACCGGAACUUCCUGCUGCAAUUCCAGGCCGCCUUCAAAGAUAAGAUCUCCGUGGACUGGGACGCCCGUCUGCGGGACACCGUUGGUGAUCCCACUGACACUUCUCGUCCCCAGUCUGCCCGCACUCCUAGCGGCAUGGGUAGCCGUGCUGGCUCUCGCAGCGGCCCCAUGAAUACUGCCUUCCCCAUGGGCAACUUCGCAGGCCGACCUGGUCAGUUACCCCCUAUGGGCGGCGGACCUAUGGGCAGCCGCAAUGCAUCCGCCCCCUUCGGAUUCCCACGGGGCGCUGGUGGCAUGGGUCCUAUUGGAAACAUUCGCCAAAACUCCGCCGGUGUUCCUCCUCGUGGCAACUCGAGCAAGGGUCCCCGUACCGACAGCCGACCCAAGAAGCACGGUGGCCGUCAGGACGAGGCGGCAAACAAGUCGAUGCCUCUUACCGCUGGCAUGGAGCUGAAGGCAAUUCAAACCUCCGCGUCUGGCUGGAAACCUCGCAGUGUUGGACAGGCCGCUGGUGCUGGUCCCGCUCCUGGUGGUGAGGCCUACUUGGCACCGGAUGUCGUGCAGCGCAAGGUCAAGGCUGCUCUUAACAAGAUGACCCCAGAGAACUUCGACCGUAUCUCUGGUCAGAUCCUCGCGAUUGUCAUCCAACUCACAUUCGAAAAGGCUACUGAUGAGGCUCACUGGGCCCCUAUGUACGCCAAGUUCUGUAAGAGCAUGCUGGAGAGCAUGAGUCCAGAAAUCAAGGAUGAGAACAUUCGUGACAGAAAUGGCACCGUUGUUGCUGGUGGCAGUCUGUUCCGCAAGUACCUGCUGAACCGCUGCCAAGAAGAGUUCGAGCGUGGCUGGAAAACUAACCUGCCUGCUAAGCCCGAGGGCACUACUGAAGAGAUUGCAAUGAUGUCUGACGAGUACUACAUCGCUGCCGCCGCUAAGCGUCGUGGUCUUGGUCUCGUCAAGUUCAUUGGUGAACUGUACAAGCUUGGCAUGCUUACAGAGCGUAUCAUGCACGAGUGUGUUAAGAAACUUGUCGACUACGAGGGUGUCCCCGAUGAAGCCGAGGUCGAGAGUUUGACCAGUCUGCUGCGCACCAUCGGUGCCAGUCUCGAUGCCUCUGAGAAGGGACCUGCCAUGAUGGACGCCUACUUCGCUCGCAUCCACAUGAUGAUGGAGACACCUAACUUGCCCAGUCGUCUUCGUUUCAUGCUUCUAGAUAUUAUUGAUCUGCGUGCCGCACGCUGGAACUCGAAGGAUGCCGAUAAGGGUCCUCAAACCAUCGUUGAGAUUCGCGAGGCUGCUGCCCGUGCUGCCCAAGCAGCUGAAGCUGAGCGUCAGCGCCAAUCCAGCAACCGCGGAGGCGGUGGCCGCAUUCCCAUGGGUCGCGGUGACGCCCGCGGCUUCGGAUACGGAAACCAGCCCCCUCCUCCCGAUUACGCCUCUAGCAAGGUUGGCAGUGAUGAUCUCCGCCGUCUUCGUGCGACUCGCAACACCAACCAGCCCAUGUCAUUCGGUCCGUCUAGCCUUCUCGGCUCCCGCACCAACAGCGGCCGCAAGAACCUCGGUCCCGGCGGUAGCCUAGUCCGUGGUAGUGAUGACAGCGCUUCCAGCAGCCGCACCGGCACUCCUACCGGCAGCAAGAAGGAAGACAACUCUUCAAUGAAUGCUUUCAGCGCGCUUGCUGCCCUUGAAGAUCGGGAUAACUUGGCCACCUCGCCGCCGUCAAACCCCACUUCCCCGAUGCUCACCAAGUCGCAGCCCGCAGCGGCGGAGCGUCGUCCCUCAAAAACCCCGUCUGUCAAGGACGGCGAAGCCCCAGCAUAG
Penicillium mononematosum is the source of this 4440-nucleotide messenger RNA. Its product is annotated as putative eukaryotic translation initiation factor subunit eIF-4F. The coding region runs from base 1 to 4440 and encodes 1479 amino acids. The record is from RefSeq and is a predicted model, not a curated record. The transcript is spliced from 7 exons. Gene Ontology annotation, molecular function: mRNA binding; protein binding; translation initiation factor activity. Gene Ontology annotation, cellular component: eukaryotic translation initiation factor 4F complex. NCBI's taxonomy places the organism in Eukaryota, Fungi, Ascomycota, Eurotiomycetes, Eurotiales, Aspergillaceae.